CUUGGUCCUCUUACUCCUUGCCAAGCUAUAUGUUCUUGCUCGAGAGUGUAGCGGAGUCAAGUUCACACCACAAUUGGCUACCCAUAUCUAUUCAAUAAAGCAGCUUUCAGGGGACGGAUGGAGUACCAGGGGAGGUGAUGGAUGGGUGGCCACGAGAGACGAAGAAUAACGAGACCCAAAACGUCAGCAAACGGCUGGCUCUGACCCUCGCUGCUGAUGAAACCCAUCAAUACCGGGGUAAUACGUUCAUGAGUAAGGAAGGAUACGAGUACAAUUUGUGUGCUGCUUUGGGGGCAAGUGGACAGAUAGGCCGACAUCGAUGAAGUGUUGUAGGGGAAUUGCAGAGCAGGAUAUUCUAUGUUAUUGGAGAUGCGAGAGUGAUGACUCGCAGAGGAUGAAGGAGAUACGUCUGGUAUCAAAGUACUGCCAGGCAUACAGCACACUAUGGCGUAGCAUAUAGCAAGCAAGCGAAUAAGCACGCUUUGGGGGGUGGAAGGAAGCGGGGUGGUAAAGAGAGAACGGGAAGAGGGGGAGGGGGGUUAGUGCUACAUAGCUAGCAUAGCAACAAUGAAGCGAGUAAGGUU
Messenger RNA from Neurospora tetrasperma FGSC 2508, 584 nucleotides. RefSeq lists its product as uncharacterized. NCBI's taxonomy places the organism in Eukaryota, Fungi, Ascomycota, Sordariomycetes, Sordariales, Sordariaceae. The transcript has a single exon. The coding region runs from base 138 to 323 and encodes 61 amino acids. The record is from RefSeq and is a predicted model, not a curated record.